Messenger RNA from Coniophora puteana RWD-64-598 SS2, 2414 nucleotides. RefSeq lists its product as uncharacterized. Lineage: Eukaryota; Fungi; Basidiomycota; Agaricomycetes; Boletales; Coniophoraceae. The record is from RefSeq and is a predicted model, not a curated record. The transcript has 3 exons. Gene Ontology annotation, molecular function: RNA polymerase II cis-regulatory region sequence-specific DNA binding; DNA-binding transcription factor activity, RNA polymerase II-specific. Gene Ontology annotation, cellular component: PcG protein complex; transcription regulator complex. Gene Ontology annotation, biological process: regulation of transcription by RNA polymerase II. The coding region runs from base 80 to 2257 and encodes 725 amino acids.
GCACAGAUCACUUCAACUCCCAUAGUCUCUUGACGCGACGGUCCGCGCCAGAACGGGAUCUCUAGAUCAUUCCCUCGUCAUGGAUGACGGGCUUGAGCCUGUGCUCGACCUCUCCGAUGUCGUUCAUGACGAUCCUCUCGGCUCGGACGACGAAGCGCUCAGUCAUUCCUCGCCUCCCACUUCAGUCACCAUGCACGACCACAUACCCUUCCCCGACCCCCACACCGAGGACUGCCUCUCAUUGCAGCACCUAUUAGCUCAAUCCGACUCCACUUUAGAGCUCCUCGAGCGUGAGCUCACCAACCUCUUUCAACAGAAUGCCUCUGCUGCAUCCGUAGCCCUCCUCAGCGCCACUGCUCAACAACGCCAGUCCCUCCUUGACUUGGGCAUUCACAACACCACAGAGUCUGCCGUACGCAAUGACACCAUCCUCACCCCGGACUCUGUUCAUGGACAUGGUGAUAGCGCAGAUGAGCUGUCCUCGAUUGGGGGCUUGAACAUCCCAGAGCUCGCCGCAAUGCUCCAGGCCGCUCAUGCUCAGGAGCAGGAGCGUCAGGCCGCCGAAAGCAAGGACAGACAAUCCACCAUGUCUCACGAACACCAGAGGCAGCCGACCCGCAAUGCUCCUGCUUUUCACUCCCUCACCGCCAGUGACGAUGCAGAAGAUGCAUAUUCGCAUGUCCCGCCCCCAAGGAGAGACAGUACAUCUACCCCUGACCUCGACCUGCUCUAUCCCAGAGAGCAUCUCUCCGAGGACGGGAACACACCGUCAUCGUCUCACUCACACGAACCGGAUCUGCAUGCACAGCGAAGUACGGAUGCACCAGACGGAUUUGGCGACAUCAAUGACAUGCUCCUCAAGCAUCUCUCCAGCCAAUUCGAAGAGGAUGACGUUCUUGCCACCCAUUCCCAUCAUCACCCGCAAUCAUCCUCGAGUGAUCCUGCUACCGCCCUAUCACCCAUCGAGACCUCCCACUCAUCACCCAUUCAACCACACUCUUCGCCUCCGCCCUCUAGCUCUCCUAUUCCAGAACAGCCACUGGAGCCCAUCGCUUCCACCUCCCGCCUCCCCAUACCGACUGUACCACCGCCUCCUUACCGUCCACCAGGGCUCGCCCGAACCUUUCGUCGCCCAGUAACUUCCGAUGAAGAUAGCGCGCCUCCUGUAAUCGAGGUUCUGCCCUUUGACAAAGACGCGCCACCGGAAAAGGAGAAAGAGAAGCCCGCAAAUGUGCAUACAUGCCCGGAGACUGGGUGCGGCAAAUCAUUCACUCGUCGGAGCGACCUUGGGCGACAUAUGCGCAUACAUACGGGCGAACGGCCGUUCAUGUGCGGACACAGUGGGUGCGGGAAGACGUUUAUUCAGCGUUCGGCACUGCAUGUUCAUCAGCGAGUGCACACCGGCGAGAAACCGCACAGCUGCGAAUAUCCCGCGUGUGGCAAAACGUUCGGUGACUCGAGCAGUCUCGCGAGACACCGACGGACGCAUACCGGCAAGAGGCCCUACAAAUGCGAAGAUCCGGAGUGCGAGAAGACGUUUACCAGGCGGACCACGCUCACGCAGCACAUGCGGACGCAUGAUCCGGGCUGGGAGCCCGAUCCUAGCCUAAAAUACAACUUCCGAGCGAAGAAGGCCAGGCUCGCAGCAGGAGACGACAUCGAUGUUGACCUCGAAGCUUCGGUGCGGACGAUAUCCGCCCUCUUUUCUGCAUCCUCGCCGUCGGAUUACCGAACCUGUCACUCGCACGCUCAGCGGGCGAAUGGUGGAGUGCCCUUACAGCCGCGAUAUUCCGUCCGCGACCGCCACGAGGAGGAUCCGGUGCUCGAGGCGCGCGUGGCGAGUAUCAGCGCCGAGAUCGCGGCUGCGAUCGCACAAGCGUCAGCGCGGGUCGUGCAUGAGCAUUCAGACGACGAGGACGACGAGGACGGGGACGGGGACGGAAGUGGGGUUGAAGGGAGUGAAAACGAAGAUAUGGAUAGUUGGGACGAAGGGCUUCGACAGGUGCGGGCAAAGGUGCAGACGAGUGGUAUCCGGGGCGAGGUGGGCCAGAGGCUCGGUGACCGGGGAGUUGUCUCUGGUGGGGGCUCGCGCAGCGUGAAUGCUGUCGGAGAUGGGGGCGGUGAUGACGAGGACGAGGACGACGAAGACGAGGAUGAGGACAGCGAUACUUUUCCUAUUCCUCUUCGCACUCGGAAAGGGAAGGAGCCAAGUGACGUACCGGGAGGCGUGUUGGCUGGGGUGAAGCGGAAGCGAUGACGCUGGACCAAUUUGUGGUUUGCUGGUCAUUUCGCAUUGGGAUUUUUGGACUGUUAUUACUCGCUACUCAUACGCAUCACGAACAUAUGUACUACGUUACGUUACUGGAUAUUUUCACCGCCUGUAUUCUAUCAUAUCAACUAAUCCAAUGCAUUGC